UGCCACCGAAUUGAGCCUUCUCGGCCGGCAUAUUUGUGGAGCCACGCAUCUUGUGUGUGUGAAGGAACGGUUCUGCGUUCUUUCCUUGUCUCCAGCAUGCUUCCAAGCCAUUGGCUAUCGGGAAUUGAUAGCCUUCUUGCGCCUUGCGGAGCGUAUCUUUCAUCCAAGCUCGGCUUGUCGCGUCUGCCGGAGCAUUUCACUCUUGUGGUUUUAAGCGCCUUGACCUUCCACAUCAUUCAACUCCUCUCAGGCGUAUUUUCUCGUGUAAUUUUCCCAAAAACUUAUGGAAACCUCAAGAAAAACGUCAGGAGUAAUUGGGAUGCUCAUGUUGUGUCCAUGGCUCACGCAGUAACCAUUAUCCCACUCGCAUACUCCUUCAAAAUGAAAGGCUCUCCUAGCCUGGAGGAGGACCACGCUUUCGGAUGGGACCCGGAAAUUGGCUCUAUUAUCGGGAUUUCAAUAGGAUAUUUCAUGUGGGACAGCAUACAUUGCAUUUUGGACAUGACCGACUUUGGUUUUAUCGUUCAUGCUACGCUUUGUUUGGCAGUAUAUCUGAACGGCUACCGCCCCUUUCUAGCAUAUUAUGCAUGCUCAUUCUUGUUAUGGGAACUGUCUACCCCAUUUCUGAAUAUUCACUGGUUCCUCGACAAACUUGGGAUGACUGGUGGCUUUUUCCAACUCAUCAACAGCGCGGUCCUCCUCGUGUCAUUUUUUGGUGCUAGGCUUGUUUUCGGCACUUACAGCAGUUACGAAUUUAUCAACACCAUGCAAGAACUCAAGGCUAACCAUCAGAUCUCAACCAUCUUUUAUGCCGCAUACCUGUUUGGAAACGUCUCGCUGAACCUGCUGAAUUGGAUCUGGUUCUUCAAAAUGAUUAAAGCUCUCCGGAAGCGUUUCUCCAAGACCACAGAACCCAGGAGAAAUGGAACCGGGUAUCACGGAGAAAGCGCGAACGGGGCAACCAAGCAGGUCGCCAACAGCAGAUCGAAACGGAAAGUCAAACUUGCUUAGAUUGUAUCACCGCAAACCGCCAUCGAAUCCUGUAUGAAAAGAGCCGUAUUGUACUUCUCUGCUUUAGACAGCUAUUUGACUCUACUAAUAAUUUUGUACUGCAUGUAUCUGUUGCAUCAUUUAUCAUCAUGACAUAUCU
This is a messenger RNA of Cantharellus anzutake, 1150 nucleotides long. Its product is annotated as TLC domain-containing protein. Lineage: Eukaryota; Fungi; Basidiomycota; Agaricomycetes; Cantharellales; Hydnaceae. Gene Ontology annotation, cellular component: membrane; endoplasmic reticulum. Gene Ontology annotation, biological process: lipid homeostasis. The transcript has 6 exons. The record is from RefSeq and is a predicted model, not a curated record. The coding region runs from base 97 to 1011 and encodes 304 amino acids.